AUGCAAGAAUUUCUCCAAACCAGCCUUCCUUCCCCGCCAUUCUACAUAGCCGAUGGGAUCUCCAAUCUCCGCGACGUAGGAGGAUACGCCAUAUCGUCAACAGCCUCCGUAAGACGCAACUUUAUUUACCGCUCUGCGCACCUCUCGCGAGCCACGCCCGAAGGCGCAAAAGUGCUUGCCCAACAACUCGGGAUUUCCAAGAUCUUUGAUUUUCGUUCCGUUCCAGAGACAUUAAAAAACCCGUCCUGUGAGAUUCCCGGCGCAGAGAGGUUGCAUGUACCUGUUUUCACGGACCAAGACGCAAGUCCCGAAAGUCUCGCCUUGAGAUAUAAGCAUUAUGCUUCUGAAGAGGGACCCAAAGCGUUCAUGCAUGCGUACAAGGAGAUAUUGCAGAGUGGAGCAAGCAACGCAUUUAAGACUGUUUUUGAACAUAUCAGAGACCAGCCGAACCAGCCACUGCUCUUCCACUGUACAGGCGGCAAGGAUCGAACGGGUGUAUUUGCGGCAUUGGUCCUGCGUGUUGCCGGGGUACGCGAUGACGAUGUAAUUGGCCAAGAGUAUGAGCUCACGGAAGUGGGAUUGGGCUCGUUAAGAGAAGAGUUCAUACAAAAUCUGCUCAAGCAUCCUGCUCUGCAAGACGACCCGUCUGGCGCCCAUCGAAUGACUUCGGCAAAAGCUGAAGCGAUAAAAGCAACGCUAGCAUGGUUAGAUGCUACGUAUGGCAGUGUUGAGGGAUACAUGAAAAAGGCCAUUGGCUUUGGGGACGAUGAUAUCGCAAAAAUCAGGAAAAAUCUUCUCGUGGAAGAAAAGGCAAUUCUUUAA
Molecule: messenger RNA, 822 nt
Organism: Coccidioides immitis RS
Lineage: Eukaryota; Fungi; Ascomycota; Eurotiomycetes; Onygenales; Onygenaceae
Exons: 1
Coding region: 1-822 (273 amino acids)
Biological process (GO): dephosphorylation
Molecular function (GO): phosphoprotein phosphatase activity
Source: RefSeq, a predicted model, not a curated record